GGAGAGUUGGUGACAGUGGGUGGUUGUGAUGAGCAUGGAGAGUCAGGGGUGGACAAUGGAGAAGCAUUUGAGGAGUGUUCAAGUGGUCUCUCAAGAAUGAUGUACCAACACAGAGGGUCAGAGGUGUCGUCAAGAGAUGACACUUGUGCAAGCAGUUUGUCAGGCAGCCAGCUAUCCUUAUCCUUGGCACUAAGCUCGAGACCUUCCUCCUCCACAGCCACCAGUGUGGGAUCAUGGAGGACGUCCAAAGGCCCUCACCGGGUGUUUGUACCACAUUCCCCCAUGGACCUGGAGCUGGGUCACCGGGUCAGGAUCAUGCUGCCAUCUGGACGGAUCAGCACAGGAACGAUUCGUUUCCUGGGUCACCUGCAGGGGGAGGCAGAUCUCCACCUUGGGGUGGAGCUGCAGACACCUGAGCACGGAUUGCAUGAUGGCAGCCACGGGGGACACAGCUACUUUGAAUGCAAGCCUGGCUGUGGUGCCUUUGUACCAUUCCACAAACUACUGAUGGCCUGGGAAUGACAGAAGUACAGAAGGACUGCCGAUGGAGAACUGCCCAUCAGGAUGCACAGAAAGAGGGCUAACAGAGUGCAGAACAGU
This is a messenger RNA of Anarrhichthys ocellatus (wolf-eel), 600 nucleotides long. RefSeq names its product CAP-Gly domain-containing linker protein 4. Bases 97 to 522 code for a protein of 141 amino acids. The transcript is spliced from 4 exons. The record is from RefSeq and is a predicted model, not a curated record. Lineage: Eukaryota; Metazoa; Chordata; Actinopteri; Perciformes; Anarhichadidae.